AUGCCGCCAAAACGCGCCGCAAAGACGGCAGCCAAGGCCGCGCCUGCCACAACCGCGAAGACACCAGCUACACGAGGCACUCGAUCGCGUGCGCAAAAGGCGACACCACCGCAAGAAGAACAGCCAGAAGAAGAGGCGGAAGUCAUCACUACUGUCCGUAGUACAAGGUCGCGCAAAUCCACGAAUGUCGAGCAAGAUUCACCUACACAAGAAGAAGAGGCUGCGAUAAGCGAUGCGAUGCCUCAACCGCGAACGAAACAACGACCAUUGACGCGUGGUCGACCUCCGCGAACGGUCAAGAAGCCAGCACCAAGCAAGGCAAACAAGGGUGCUAUGGACAACUUGAAGGCGCGUAUGGAGGAGGAUCGCAGAGCGACGAAAGCUGGACUGGUCACGCAAUCCGUGCCUGAGAGUCAGUCGCAACAAGCCGAACGUGCGAUUCGUGAGGCUACCAACAACGAUGGAGAUGCUGCUCUGGUGCCUGCUCGUCCUGCUCGUCCUGCUCCACGAUCGCCAUCACCGGCCAGACAUACGGCAGUUCCUGGAACGGCGGUCAAGGCGCCCGCUAGUGUCGCGCGUCCCCAGUCUGCUGUAAAGAUGCAGAGCACACCAGGAGCAGAAUCAUCUGUCCUCGCCUUGCAAAACUUCAGACGUCGUGCCCGUCAGCCUAGCUUGCUGCAGAUGGUCCAGAAUCCAGAACUCGUUGCUGCUUCCCCGAUCGACGACACGACCGACUUUACGCUUGGAAGCUUGGGUGAUGAGGACGACUUUGCGCCCCAUGACGAGAGUACGCCGUUGCAGGUUUCCAAGAGCAAGCCAGUCGAUGUAGAACAAGAAGUAGAAGAGGCCGAGGAAGGGGAAGAGCAGCAGAAGGCGCAAACACCCGAGGCAGCCCUGCCCGACUCAGACGACGAAUUCUACGGAGCGACACCACAAAAGACGUCACAACGGCAGACUCGCAAGCGCAAGUCAGAUGCCAUCGACGACUCCGAAGUUCAAGUCACCCGCUCAUCACCUUCAUUACCAUCGCCAUCACGAUCAAUUGCCGAGCCAGAAGAGUACGAAGCCAUCCCGGCCACAGCACCCGAUGAUGAUGAGGAACAAGCAGCAACCACAGAGUCGCAACAAGAACGACUGCUCAGUGACACCUACGCAGACCCCAUGAGCAGCUCACCACCACCCGAACCAAUUAGUCCCACCUCUCCCGAACAACACCGUCAAACUCCCGCCCUCUCACCCUCAGCAAUACGCAAAUCUGCUCGUGCAGGUGGUCAGUCUAAGAAGAUCAAGCCCUUGACCACCGCUACACUACGAGCCAUGCUCCCCAAACGCCGAGCACAACGCAAAGACGAGUUUGACUUUACCUCUAGUUCAGCACACGAAGCCUCGUCCUUGGCCUUUGAGGAUGAAAGGCGAAAGAAAGCAAAGACGAAGAAGCCCACGGCGCCUAAAAAGACACCAGUCGCGAAGGCGAAGAAGCCAGCAACUACGGCAGCGACGAGCAAAAGGACAUCACGAACCUAUGGUCGCAGCAAUAAAGAGAAUGACCCUGUGCAUAUCUCUUCUGGCUCCUCGUCGUUGUCGGAGCUCAAUAGUGACGAUCUGGAAGCAGAUGAGACUGCAGAUACAAGUCUUGAUACCAUCAAGGGUGCCAAGUCUGAUGACAAGGUCUCAGAUGAGUUGAGAAAGGCGAGAGAGAAGUUCAUGGAGGUUGAUGACUGGGAGAUGGAGUUUGAGAGCGCCAGUAUUGGCGUUGGUGAUGCUAGCAGUCCGUGGCGGUAAUAUGUGCUCGGUGACUUUGCUUUGGGCUUGCGAUGGUGUUGUUGGUGGUAUUGGGGGAAGAUGGGCACAAGGGUAUACGGAUAAGAGCGAUUUUGGUGGUGUCAUGUAUUUUUUUUGAAAGAUGUUCUUUUUUCGCCAUCAACUACACCUUGAUCAAUCUUGGUCUUGGGUGAUGAAAAAUGAUAAGCUAGAGUGGUUUUUUUUC
Molecule: messenger RNA, 1987 nt
Organism: Aureobasidium subglaciale EXF-2481
Lineage: Eukaryota; Fungi; Ascomycota; Dothideomycetes; Dothideales; Saccotheciaceae
Exons: 1
Coding region: 1-1782 (593 amino acids)
Source: RefSeq, a predicted model, not a curated record